This is a messenger RNA of Episyrphus balteatus (marmalade hoverfly), 2471 nucleotides long. RefSeq lists its product as uncharacterized. The transcript has 4 exons. Gene Ontology annotation, molecular function: protein binding. The record is from RefSeq and is a predicted model, not a curated record. Bases 317 to 2329 code for a protein of 670 amino acids. NCBI's taxonomy places the organism in Eukaryota, Metazoa, Arthropoda, Insecta, Diptera, Syrphidae.
CUUUGUUAUUUUUGAUUUGUGUACAAAAAAUAAAUAAAAUUGUUUUGAUUUUGUGAGAACUGAGAAAUUUGCUUUAAUAAAAAAGUUAAAAUUCAAUUGAAUGGUUGUUGUAGCUUUAAAUAAACAAAAUAAAUUUCUUAAGACGAACUAAAAAUAAAAUGAUCUACCGCUAACCUAUUUAAUAACAAAAAUUUGGUUAAAAACUCUCCUGGCAGAACCGCCAAAACCAUUUGCCGGUUGUAUUUAUUUUAAACUGUCCGCCAGACAUUUGCAUGCUCCCUCCAAUUUAAUAACAAAAAAAUAUUAACAAUUCAUCAUGGAGUUUAGAGAAUUAUCUACAUACGCAUUCAAACAAAAUACAAUCCAUGGAUUCAAUUUAACAUCAUCCGAAUUCAAUGUGGGACUCUUUGGAUCCACUUCCGAUGUUGUUUUACUCGAAUUGCGACACUCUAGCUUAGCGCCUUAUACUUUUCCAUAUGCCGUAGAAAACUUAAGACUCUCUUCCACUCGGGUAGCUUCAGAAAUUGUUCCUAAAUUUGACAUGGCACAAAUAUACUUGAAUUCAAAUACCACACAACGACAAUACUUUGCCUUAGAUCCUAUUUUUGUAUCUGAAUUGUCAGAAGACCCUCCAAAGUUUAAGCCUGUCGUACUUACUUGGAGUCCUAAAAACUUAUUCCAAAGUAGUAUAUUAGCUAUAGUAUCUAACAAUGGAACGUGUGAGCUAAGACGACGCGAUACAAUAAGUCGUGAAUGGAAAAUAGAAGUUUGCAAUUUGAAUCAAUUGCAUCUGGAAUUAUUCCCAGUCACAGUUACUCCAAAGAGUCAAACUUUUGAAAAGUUUCGAGAAGCUGUUGAAAAUACUUGUACAACAGCAUUUUCGUGGAAUAUGGAUCCAACAGAUAAACGUUGCAUAUUUGUGACUGCCAAUGCAACUGGAUGGAUUCUUUUGUUUUCAUUGACGAACGAUGGAUGUGUCCGUUGUUUGACUAAGUACACAACUACAUUGGGUCGAAUAUCUCUUGUUUACUUUGUAAAGAACUUGAUAGUAACUUGUUUCUCAAAUGGCAUAGUUAAGGUAUUCGAAUUGAGAGGCAAUGAAAUUAUAGACGUUGAUACGUUGUGGCCAAAUGCAGAUAGAAUUAGUUGCAAACAGAUUAGCAUGAGUUUUUGUGAGAUCACAAAUAGAUGGAUUUGUGUGACAUCGAAAACGGCUCAUGUGAUUGUAUUCAUAUUGUCGAAGGAAGGCAAGCUGUUGUUUAAAAAUAGAAAAUAUUUGGGAAGCAUCAAAAUAACAGGCUUUGAUCUUUUAUCUCCGACAGAAUAUAUUUUUGUUACCAUCACGGGAGUAGUUAAAUUAAUAAAACUUAACAUCCAAAAAGACACUAUUGGUAUCACCGAAGAGAAUGUCAAAUAUGAAUAUGAUCAAGCAAACUAUCAGAUUUUGGGUCUAGUUUCAUCGCCAAACAAAAUUAUAUGGACAUUCAUUUUAUACCACAACAAACCUUACAAACACCCUUCGAUAUACUCUUCCAAUGAUGCUAUCCUAUCAGUAUGUAGCUUCAAUGGCAUAGAUGUAUUGGAAAUGCUUACCAAUGAUAUUGACGAUGGCUCAGAAAAUCUUAUAGAUUGCGCCGAAGCUAUUAGAAUGGAAAUUUUAAAAGACAAUUUAUCACCGAAAUAUGAAGAUAUUUCUAUUGAAGAUGUAAAAAUAACAAAACAUUAUUUCAAAAAGCUGCAGUUGAAAUUGUUGAUAAUGAAUGCGGGGAUAAGUUAUCAACGUAUAAAAUUGAAUCCUGUAAAGAAAGUCAUGACAAAUGAAAUAAACUCGUUAACCAAGAUUAUUGAAAGCGUUUAUAUAAAUUUACGACUGCAACGACUUCGAAGUUUAAAGCAUUUAUCGCCUUUUCAAAUGCUCGCUGGCAAAUGUAUGAAAUACAAACUGCAACUACUUCACUCAGAACUCGUGUCCAAAGAAGAUGUUUUCCGAAAUGUUCAUGAAAAUUUAAAUACAUUGAGUGAUUGUCUACUUAUGGAUUUGGGAAAUAAAUUUGAAGAUGCUCAGGAGAAUUGCACGUACUGUGAUAAACCAAUUGAUUUUUCUACAUUAAUGUGUGCAGAUAUGCAUUCAGUUCCUCGAUGUUCAAUUUCAUACUUAGUGGUACCGUUAUUGUCAAGAAAUUUUUGUCUUAGUUGCAAUAGAUUAUUCAUAGAAGAUAUUGAUAAUUUAAAAAGUAUUUUUGGAGAUACGGACGUUCAUCUGAGGUGUACUUUUUGUGGAUUUUCGAUAUAUACUGAUAUGAUGGAAACUUUUGAUAUAAAACAAUGAGUAAAUUAAUAUUAUUUAUUUAAUAUUAUUUUCGUAAUUUCUUUUAUUUAUUAUUUAAGUAUGGAAAUUGUUAAAGUGCCAAAGAGUUUAAUCAUUUAACUCUUAAAAUAUGCGAUUAAAUAAAAAAAAAAAACAAAAAUUU